Messenger RNA from Cebus imitator (Panamanian white-faced capuchin), 1067 nucleotides. RefSeq names its product protein kinase cAMP-activated catalytic subunit gamma (gene PRKACG). Gene Ontology annotation, molecular function: cAMP-dependent protein kinase activity; protein kinase A regulatory subunit binding; ATP binding. NCBI's taxonomy places the organism in Eukaryota, Metazoa, Chordata, Mammalia, Primates, Cebidae. Gene Ontology annotation, biological process: peptidyl-serine phosphorylation. Gene Ontology annotation, cellular component: nucleus; cAMP-dependent protein kinase complex. The record is from RefSeq and is a predicted model, not a curated record.
GCCGCCACCACCGCCAUGGGCAACGCCCCCACCAAGAAGGACACCAAGCAGGAGGACAUCAAAGAGUCCCUAGCCAGAGCCAAAGAAGAUUUCCUCUACAGAUGGGAACACCCGUUUCACUUGGAUCAGUUUGAACUGCUGAACACACUGGGCAUCGGCUCCUUCGGGCGAGUGGUACUGGUGAGGCACCGGGAGAGCGGCAGCCACUACGCCAUGAAGAUCCUCAACAAGCAGAAGGUGGUGAAGCUGAAGCAGGUCGAGCACGUCCUGAACGAGAAGCGCAUCCUGCAGGCUAUCGACUUUCCGUUCCUCGUCAAGUUCCAGUUCUCCUUCAGGGACAACUCCAACCUGUACCUGGUGUUGGAGUACGUGUCGGGUGGGGAGAUGUUCUCCCACCUACGGCGCGUCAGAAAGUUCAGAGAGCCCCAUGCCUGUUUCUAUGCCGCCCAGAUCGUCCUGGCCUUCCAGUACCUGCACUCUCUCGACCUCAUCCACCGCGACCUGAAGCCCGAGAACCUCCUCAUUGACCAGCAGGGCUACGUGCAGGUGACGGACUUCGCUUUCGCCAAGCGCGUGAGGGGCCGCACUUGGACCCUGUGCGGGACCCCCGAGUACCUGGCCCCCGAGAUCAUCCUGAGCAAAGGCUACAACAAGGCCGUGGACUGGUGGGCCCUGGGGGUGCUCACCUACGAGAUGGCCAUGGGCUUCCCACCCUUCUAUGCCGACAAGCCGAUCCAGAUCUACGAGAAGAUCGUCUCUGGGAAGUUGCGGUUCCCCUCCCAUGUCAGCUCUGACCUCAAGCACCUGCUGCGGAGCCUGCUGCAGGUGGACCUCACCAAACGCUUCGGGAACCUCCGGAACAGGGUCGGCGACAUCAAGAACCACAAGUGGUUCGCCACAACCAACUGGAUCGCCAUCUAUGAGAAGAAGGUGGAAGCUCCCUUCAUCCCGAAGUUUGCAGGCCCUGGGGAUGCCAGUAACUUUGACAACUACAAGGAGAAAGAGAUCCGGAUCUCCAUCAACGAGAAGUGUGCUAAAGAGUUUUCUGAGUUUUAGGGGUCUGCUUG